Drosophila grimshawi is the source of this 2120-nucleotide messenger RNA. RefSeq names its product mitochondrial dicarboxylate carrier (gene Dic3). Lineage: Eukaryota; Metazoa; Arthropoda; Insecta; Diptera; Drosophilidae. The record is from RefSeq and is a predicted model, not a curated record. Bases 232 to 1095 code for a protein of 287 amino acids. Gene Ontology annotation, biological process: thiosulfate transport; succinate transmembrane transport; phosphate ion transmembrane transport. Gene Ontology annotation, molecular function: sulfate transmembrane transporter activity; antiporter activity; succinate transmembrane transporter activity. The transcript is spliced from 3 exons.
AUACAUGAAAAAGAAAACCUUUUUUAGAAAAUUCAAGCGGGUCCAAUCGUAGGAGGUUUCAGAAUAAUACUCAUAUGGAUUAAUAUUUGUUUAUUUUGUGCUCUGCUGUAAGGUUUGAAUUGUUUAUUUGUAUAUUUGCAUUUCAGCUAUAGUUUUCAAAAUUAAUGUCAUGUGGUAAAGUGUGACCAGUUAAAGUGUUUUUUAAUACAUAUUUUUUGGUUUGUUCUUGCAAUGAGUGAUGAGGAUAGUAGGCGCUUGCCUCGUUGGUGGUCAGGUGGUGUUUGUUCCGCAAUUGCGGUGACAACAACCCAUCCCCUUGAUCUAGUAAAAGUUCAACUGCAGACACAGAAAGUCAAGGUGCCCGUUUCGGAGAUAAUCGCUAAUACAUACAAAAACUCGGGAAUUUUGGGUUUUUACAAUGGCAUUUCGGCUGCCUGGUUUCGACAGCUCACCUAUACAACAGCCCGGUUUGCUCUGUACGAGUAUGGGAAACAAUUUGUGGAUGCAAACAAUAUGAGCGCCAAGGUUCAGCUGGCAACGUUUGCGGGCAUCCUUGGGGGAAUCGUUGGUGUACCAGGUGAUGUUGUCACAGUCCGAUUACAAAACGAUAAUAAGCUGCCAGUGGAACAGCGACGCAACUACAAGCACAUAUUCGAUGGCCUGUAUCGCAUUGCACAGGAGGAGGGUAUUCAGAGUCUGUUUCGGGGUACGCUGCCAGCUCUAACACGUGCCGUACUCCUAACGAUCGGGACAAACGGUGCCUACGAUCAGGUUAAGCAGAUGCUGCAGGACAGCUUCGAUUUCAGAGAGGGUCUUGCACUGCAUUUCAUAACAUCAACGGUAGCUGGAUUUAUUGGAACACUGAUGACACAACCGAUUGAUGUGAUUAAAACCACGUAUAUGAACGCAAGACCCGGCGAAUAUAGUGGAUUGGGUGCUGUAGCGGCUAGCAUUGCCAAACAGGGACCUCUAGCAUUCUACAAGGGAUUUGUACCCGCCCUGAUGCGGGUCAGUCCCAAUACGAUAAUUACGUUUAUGUUGUACGAGCAGGCGCGAUUGCAUUUUGGAUACUUGCCACCGAGGGAUAACAAAUAAUUUCAGUAAAGUUGAGUAAAUGUUACCAAAUAUAUAUCUGGAGUUGAGGCAUUUCCCACGAAACCGACUGGAGUUGAGUAUGGAGCUGACUUUUCCGCAUGUUUGGACUGCGUCUAAGUGUCUCUGGUCGCUGGUCUCUGGUCUUGAAGUCGUCGGCUUCGUUUUGUUUGUACGGUUCACGUUCGCUAGUUAUCUGUCCGAAGCUCUCCAUUUGGUGCAGUUGACUGUCUGGACUGUUGCGACCGCCGCCCCCUGUGCUGUCCCGCUGGCCUGUCUGUCUUGUUUGUCAAAGAGAAACAGUUAAAUGCCAGUUUACCAGUUAAAUCGGAAUCAAAGCGAAAACAAUGACACAGUAGCAAAGCGAGAGCGACUACGAAUGCAAGAAUGCGUCAGACAGAGAGAGAGAGAGAGAGAGUCUGAACACGACCUGCUCGACAAAUGGCAAGUGAAGUAACAACAACAACUGCAACAACAACGACAACAAGCAGCGGCAGCGGCAGCAGCAGCAACAAAAAAAAUCGUCUAGACACAGACUAGACUCCAUAAAAAUAAUUAUUAUCGGUUGCAAUUUCUGUGCCUCUGUGCGCCUCGACGACUGCUCCGACUGCUCCGACUGCUCCGACUGCUCCGACUCCCACCCACAUUUUCCAAGUUCCCCUUUCGUAAUUUUGCUGCUCCAUACGAGUUGAGCGUUGAGGGGAAUAUCGCAGAACAUCAUCGCCAUCAUUUGAUUUCAUCUGCUUCAGAUUACAAUUGCAGUUUUUUAUUGCACACCAAUCGAUGUGCUCCCUCGCAACUCGUUACAGAAGUUAUGGGCUAUUUAUCAGGAAGAAGGAAAACCAUUUGCGAUUGAUAUAACUACUGAAAGUCAGAUGCUGAUCAAAGGUGUUGCCCCUUAUCCUAUCACCCACAUCAAAUUCGUUGAAGUGUUCACUGGAUGCAUGUCAUAUCUCAUAUAUGUCAAUUAUUUUAUUGAGAGCGAUUAGCUGCUUCAAUAAAUAAAUACCACUCGUAUCUUUUGAGUA